Molecule: messenger RNA, 1104 nt
Organism: Drosophila rhopaloa
Lineage: Eukaryota; Metazoa; Arthropoda; Insecta; Diptera; Drosophilidae
Exons: 4
Coding region: 1-1008 (335 amino acids)
Source: RefSeq, a predicted model, not a curated record
AUGAGCAGAUAUUUCCCCAAGUACGCGAGGAACGUCAAGCGGCAGUGGGCGUGGCAGGCGGAAAAUAAGGAAAAGGAGGCGGAAACGGAGGCCAGUUGGUGCCCGGAACCGUUGCAGGAAUCGCCCAUGAGCCAUAUGGUGCGACCCCAGGGCUUCAGUUUGGAGGAACUGCGUCAGACUUUGGGACACUCCGUCAUUCGCGAUCAAUGCUAUUUUAUCUAUGGAACCAACAAUGUUCUGGAGAUUAUUGCAGGAUUCGAUGAACUGGUUGAGCAGGAAGCAAUCGAAUUCGGAGCGGAGCAACUGGCACCGGUUUAUGUGACCGGCAUGAUGGUCUUUUUACUCCACCACGAUGAUAUGGCGGGCACCCAGGUCAAGAGGACUCUCUUCCUGCAGAGGUGCUUCGAUUACCUAGCCUGCACCGAGGAAACCCAUGUCCAUCAAUUAUGCGUGCAUAUCCUGGGACUUCUAGAUGCCAACGAUUCUGGCAUAAUGCUCAACCUAAUCCUGUGCUGCCGAGCGGCCAGUCCGCUGAGCACAAUGGCCCGCGUGGUUGGGAACUGCCUGCUUUGGGCCAUGUUGGAUCGGCUCGCGGAUUUGGGCCUGGACUCGCACCGAUUGCGUGCACCUGGAACACUGAUCCUUGCCGUCGCGGUGGUGAAUCCCCGGACUUAUCUGCAAUCCUAUCUGCAUGCUCUGCAUCUAGUGGUCCGUUUGGUAUCCAGUCUUUUGGUGGUCGGACCCCUGGGUGGCCAUGGCCAGAAACUUUGCCAGGAGACCGGUGUGCCGGAGGAAUUGAUGCAACUAUCCAAGGAGGACUCGGCCAUUUUGGUUCGCUGGCUAAUCGCCAUCGUCGAGGAAAUGCGUCCCAACAUGGUUGAGAGUGGUGAUUUGGGACACCUGGGGGAGCAGCUCGUGCUUCUGGAGGCCAUUUGCGAGCUUAUGCAGCUCCUGCAUGGCCACUUAGUCAAGUGCUACCAGGAAAAUAACGGCCAUAUCUCCAAAUAGCAAAGCAACAUUUGUGGAAAUUAGCAAUAAAAAAGAUUUUCACAGUUUUCCCAAAAUACUAAAAAAAUAAAAAGAAGACAAGAACGUUUCACAACA